Messenger RNA from Guillardia theta CCMP2712, 252 nucleotides. RefSeq lists its product as hypothetical. The transcript has 2 exons. The annotation marks the transcript as partial. Lineage: Eukaryota; Cryptophyceae; Pyrenomonadales; Geminigeraceae. The record is from RefSeq and is a predicted model, not a curated record.
CUCAACGACAUUGAUGUGUGCUUCUGCUACAGCACAGCAUUUUCGACUUUCGGGGGACCAUAUCUUGCUCAGCUGUCCUACACGCUGGGUCACAGUUUGAAACCGGGUUCAAGGGUCAUCACAGUCGACAAGAUGUUGGUCAGCGAUGGUCCAUGGGAAUUCCAACUACUGCACAGCAUAGACGGCAAGAACGAAGAAGUUGGGGGGAGCACGGGAUACAUCUGGAAGGUGGUAAAGAGCGCUGUGGUAUAG